AUUUAUCGUUUCUUUCUCCCUCACACCACGGCCACAUGCGCCAGUAUCCAUGGUGUUCACCGACCUUUUCGCCGGAGAAAUAGCAACGGAGCUCCUGAAAAUGCUCGUAUCAAUAUCUCGCAAAUCUUGUCGCUGUAAGUCAAGCGCUGACAACUUGAUUACGAGCAUUGAAGAGCUCCUCCCCAUUAUCCAAGAGAUCAAAUACUCCGGCGUCGAACUUUCUGCAAUUCGGCAGGCACAGCUUGACCGUCUCUCCGAGACACUGCGAGAGGGACUCGAGUUGGGGGGCAAGGUUCUCGCCUCUGCUCGAUGGAACGUUUAUAAGAAUCUCCAGCUUGCUAGGAAGAUGGAGAAAUUGGAGAAGAAGGUUGCGAAAUUUCUCAAUGGUCCUAUGCAGGCUCACGUGCUUGCCGAUGUGCAUCACCUGAGGUUCGAGGCGGCCGAGAGGUUCGAUCGGAUAGACGGAUCGGCGCGGCGGCUCGAACAGCGACUGGAGUCAAUGAAGAUUGGAAAUGGAGGGUGGAUGGAGGAGGCAGUCAAAAGGGUGGAGCUGGCGGAAGAGACAACUUUGGAGACUUUGUGUGGAGCGGGUCUGGAUUUGGGCAAGAAGAAGGUUAAGGAGAUGGUGAUUGGGUGUGAGAAUUCCUCCGUUGUAGGGAUUUUGGGAAUUGGUGGUUCUGGGAAAACUACCUUGGCUACUGAGCUUUGCAGAGACGAUGAAAUUCGAAGUUACUUCGACGAAAGAAUUUUGUUCCUGACAGUAUCACAGACUCCAAAUGUGGAGCAGUUGAGGGCAAAGAUUUGGGGAUUCAUAUCUGGGAAUGAGGCUGUGGAUUCUGGUCACCUCUUAUUUCCACAGUGGAUCACACAAUUUGAAUGCAAAACUGGACCAAGAACUUUGAUUGUUCUAGAUGAUGUCUGGUCAAUAUCUGUGCUUGAGCAGUUGAUUUUCAGGAUGGAAGGGUGCAAAACAAUUGUGGUUUCAAGAUUUAGAUUCUCAACUGGUCUUGAUGCAUCUUAUGAAGUAGAGUUGUUGAGGGAAGAUGAAGCAAUGGCUCUCUUCUGCCAAACUGCUUUUGGGAAAAAAUCAAUCCCUCGUGCUUGGAACGAGGCUUUGGUUAAGCAGAUUGUUGAGGAGUGUAAGGGCCUUCCCCUGGCUCUUAAAGUCAUUGGAGCUUCAUUAAGAGAUCAACCUGAAAUGUAUUGGGUCGGUGCUAAGAAAAGGUUAUCUCGAGGAGAACGAAUUUGCGAGUCUCAUGAAACCAAGUUGCUUGAACGGAUGGCAAUUAGUGUGGAUUACUUGCCCAAAAAGGUUAGGGAAUGCUUCUUGGAUUUGGGAUCAUUUCCUGAAGACAAGAAGAUUCCCCUUGAUAUACUUAUAAACAUGUGGGUUGAGAUACAUGAUAUCGAUGAGGAAGAAGCCUUUGCUAUUCUUGUUGAGCUCUCUAACAAGAACCUUCUCACUUUGGUGAAGGACCCACGAGCGGGAGACAUCUAUAGCUGUUACCAUGACAUCUCUGCCACUCAACAUGAUGUGUUAAGAGAUCUUGCUCUUCAUCUGAGCAAUCAAGGGAAUUUAAAUGAGCAGAAGAGACUGAUUAUGCCAAGAAGAGAAUCUGGAGUUCCAAGAGAGUGGGAAAGGAAUAUAGAUCAGCCAUUCAAGGCUCAGAUUGUCUCAAUGCAUACAGGAGAAAUGAAAGAAAUGGACUGGCCGCGCAUGGAUUUUCCCAAGGCUGAAGUACUCAUCCUGAAUUGUUUAUCUAAUGAAUACUUCCUGCCUCCCUUCAUUGAUGACAUGCCGAAGCUUAGGGCACUCAUUGUGAUAAAUUAUGGUAACUCCACUGCCACCCUUCUCAAUUUCCCGGUCUUCACCAAUUUGGCAAACUUGAGGAGUCUAUGGCUUGAGAAAGUUUGUGUCCCUCAGUUAUCUAGCACCACUGCUCCCUUGAGGAACUUGCGGAAAAUAUCUCUAGUCCUCUGCAAGAUUGGUGACAGCUUUGAUCCAUCCAUGGUUGACCUGCCCCAGAUCUUCCCUCGUCUGUCAGAACUUGCAUUUGAUCAUUGUGAGGAUUUAUUUGAACUGCCUUCAAGCAUAUGUGGGAUUAACUCACUCAAGAGUCUAAGCAUCACCAACUGCCACAAUCUGUGUAAUUUACCUACUGAAUUAGGUAAACUAAGGUGUCUGCAAAUACUCAGGCUAUAUGCUUGUCCAGCUCUCAAUACACUUCCUCCCGGCAUUUGUGAGCUAACCUGCUUAAAAUACCUUGACGUCUCACAAUGCGUUAACCUGAGAUGUCUACCUGAUGAAAUUGGUAGAUUAGUGAGCCUGGAAAAGAUUGACAUGAGAGAGUGCCUACAGAUUUGGAAUCUUCCUCCUUCUGUUUCAUCUUUGCGCUCACUGCGCCAUGUCUUCUGCGACGAAGAUGACAUCUCCUGGUUAUGGAAGGACGUAGAGAAAACAAAGCCAGAACUUCACGUCCAGGUUGCAGAUAAAUGCUAUAACAUAGACUGGCUUAAAGAGUAUUGAAUUAACUUAAGUAAUUUAGUGAUAAUUAUUUUUUUUUUUGCUAAAAAAAAGAAGUUUUGAAUUUAAAUCACAAGACAUGUGAUGGGUGAAAUAGAUGAUGAAAAAGAAUUAUCUCUUAUUGUGCAAUUAAGAUUAAGAGAAAAAGCUUUAAAUUGACAUCAUCCAUGUCUCUGUAAAUAUUAGUAUUGAAUUAAUGGAAACAAAAUUAUUCACUGCUA
Rubroshorea leprosula is the source of this 2745-nucleotide messenger RNA. Lineage: Eukaryota; Viridiplantae; Streptophyta; Magnoliopsida; Malvales; Dipterocarpaceae. The record is from the annotation of a GenBank genome assembly.